UCCAUGUGGCAGACAGAGCAAAGCCACAAUGCUUUCUCUGCCGGAUUAACGACAGCCCACAGACCAGAACUUCCACUAUACUACUUAAAAUUACAUAGGUGGCUUGUCAAAUUCAAUUGAUGAGUGUUUUAAGAAGAAAAAGAAGUUCGUUAUUACAGCUUGGAUUCAACGGUCCAAAACAAAAAUGCAAUUGCCAUUAAAGUCACAGAUGAACAAACUUCUACACUGAUUUUUAAAAGCGAGAAUAAGAGCAGCAAGUUUCUGGGUCUGCUUUAUCAACAGAUGCAUAAAGACUUUAUACAACCUCAUUUCAAAAUGAAGGCUUUUAUUUGGACCCUAAGUGUGUUAUUCUUCCUACUAAUGGGCAUUGGACAUUGCAGAGGAGGACAGUUCAAAAUAAAAAAAAUAACCCAGAGGAGAUACCCUCGUGCCACAGAUGGUAAAGAGGAAGCAAAGAAAUGUUCAUACACGUUCCUGGUGCCUGAACAGAAAAUUACGGGGCCAAUUUGUGUCAAUACCAAAGGGCAAGAUGCAAGUACUAUUAAAGAUAUGAUCACCAGGAUGGACCUUGAAAACCUGAAGGAUGUGCUCUCCAGGCAGAAGCGGGAGAUAGAUGUCCUGCAGCUGGUGGUGGAUGUAGAUGGAAACAUUGUAAAUGAGGUAAAGCUGCUGAGAAAAGAAAGCCGGAACAUGAACUCCCGUGUUACUCAACUCUAUAUGCAGCUAUUACACGAGAUUAUCCGUAAGAGGGAUAAUUCACUUGAACUUUCCCAGUUGGAAAAUAAAAUCCUCAAUGUCACUACAGAAAUGUUGAAGAUGGCAACAAGGUACAGGGAACUAGAGGUGAAAUAUGCUUCCUUGACUGAUCUCGUCAAUAACCAGUCUGUGAUGAUCACUUUGCUGGAAGAACAGUGCUUGAAGAUAUUUUCCCGACAAGACCCCCAUGUGUCUCCUCCUCUUGUCCAGGUGGUGCCACAACAUAUUCCUAACAGUCAUCCGUAUACUCCUGGACUGCUGGGGGGUAAUGAGAUACAGAGGGAUCCAGGUUAUCCCAGGGAUUUAAUGCCACCACCCGAUCUGGGGACUUCUUCCACCAAAAGUCCUCUCAAGAUACCACCAGUAACAUUCAUCAAUGAAGGACCAUUCAAAGACUGUCAGCAUGCAAAAGAAGCUGGACAUUCAGUCAGUGGGAUUUAUAUGAUUAAACCUGAAAACAGCAAUGGACCAAUACAGUUAUGGUGUGAGAACAGUUUGGAUCCAGGGGGUUGGACUGUUAUUCAGAAAAGAACAGAUGGCUCUGUCAACUUCUUCAGAAACUGGGAAAAUUAUAAGAAAGGGUUUGGAAACGUUGAUGGAGAAUAUUGGCUUGGACUGGAAAAUAUCUAUAUGCUUAGCAAUCAAGAUAAUUAUAAGUUGUUGAUUGAAUUAGAAGACUGGAGUGAUAAAAAAGUCUAUGCAGAAUAUAGCAGCUUUCGCCUGGAACCUGAAAGUGAAUUCUUUAGACUACGUCUGGGAACUUACCAGGGAAAUGCAGGGGACUCUAUGAUGUGGCAUAAUGGUAAACAGUUCACCACACUGGACAGAGAUAAAGAUAUGUAUGCAGGAAACUGCGCCCACUUUCACAAAGGAGGAUGGUGGUACAACGCCUGUGCGCAUUCUAACCUAAACGGAGUGUGGUACAGAGGUGGCCAUUACAGAAGCAAAUACCAAGAUGGCAUAUUUUGGGCUGAAUACCGAGGCGGGUCGUACUCUUUGAGAGCAGUUCAGAUGAUGAUCAAGCCUAUUGACUGAAGAGAGAUCGCCUCCAACUUAAAUGACAGAGAGCUCUGCCCUUUUCAGUUCCUAAAAAUGUAAAUGUUACAUGUAUAUUGUUUUGCACAAUUCAUUGCUACAGACACAGUUUUAAAUGAACUUACCAUAACUGUAAAAGAGGAUUUAUGACUAUAGUUUCAUCUUUCCUCAAUAUACUGCAGAAGAUUAUUUGUACCCGUAACCCUAUUUUUAAAAUUAUAUUGACUAAACAUAGGCAAAGUUUGUUUUAUAAAAUGUAAAUAUUUGCCACAGUAUAUAACAAAUCUUAGCUUUAUUUUAAA
Molecule: messenger RNA, 2093 nt
Organism: Prionailurus viverrinus (fishing cat)
Lineage: Eukaryota; Metazoa; Chordata; Mammalia; Carnivora; Felidae
Gene: ANGPTL1
Product: angiopoietin like 1
Exons: 5
Coding region: 283-1791 (502 amino acids)
Biological process (GO): cell surface receptor protein tyrosine kinase signaling pathway
Source: RefSeq, a predicted model, not a curated record